AUGGAGGAAGAGGAAGGUAGGAAUAAGAUUGAGAUGGAGCCACCGCCACCCGCCACCGCCACCGCCACAGCCAGUGUUAAAACCCCAGAAGCUGAAACCGAAGCACCGACUCGGAUCCAACCCAGCAAACCCUUAUCUUUCACCAACGGCGUACUCAAGCGCCACCACCACCGCCACCACCGCCACCACCACCACCUGAGUGCCCCACCUGUGGUGGUCACUUACAAGGAGUGUCUCAAGAACCACGCGGCCAGCCUCGGAGGCCACGCCGUCGAUGGCUGCGGCGAGUUCAUGCCUUCUCCCACAUCGAGCCCCACCGACCCCACCUCUCUAAAAUGCGCCGCUUGUGGCUGCCACCGCAACUUCCACCGUCGUGACCCCGAAGAACCGCUCCCAGCGCCUACCAGCACCGCCGCCCAACACGUCAUCGAGUACCAGCCCCACCACCGCCACCACCCACUUCCUCCACCACCAGCACCACACCCACACGGCGGCCACAGCAGCCCAAAUUCAGCAUCUCCGCCGCCGAUCUCUUCCUCCUACUACCCAUCCGCACCCCACAUGCUCCUCGCCCUCAGCGCAAGCUUGCCGGGCCCACCGCCAGAAAACAACCCAUCAAUGGCCCCCACGGCCGGCACGACAGCAGCGAAUUCCAGUGGGAGGAAGCGAUUCAGAACAAAAUUCACGCAGGAUCAGAAGGAGAGGAUGCACGAAUUGGCAGAGAGAGUUGGGUGGAAGAUGCAGAAGAGAGACGAAGAGUUGAUCAACGAGUUCUGCAGCGACGUUGGGGUCGACAGAGGUGUGUUCAAAGUCUGGAUGCACAACAAUAAAAACACUUUUGGGAAGCACAACAACGGUAACGGUAAUGGAAAUGGUAGCGGAAAUAGUCUUGACAACCAUGAAAAUAACAGCAAUAACAACAACCACCACCACCACCACCAAAAUCUGAGCAAUCAACACCAAAACAAUGAUAGUGUAAGUGCACAUGUUGUCGCGACUAAUGGGUCUUCUUCUUCUUCUUAAUCUUUAAUUAUGGACAAAUAAGUACUACUCCAUUAUUAGAUAGUGAGAGAGAGAAAGAGAGACUAAGAGAACAACUGGUCUUAUUAGUUGCUCUUUUGUUUUUGUUUUUUGUUUUUAAAUCUUGUUUAAUUAAUUAAUGACUAGUGAAGUGAUCACAUUGUUGAGGAUAACUCUCUUCUGCAGGGAAUUUUACUUUGUUAAUGUUUCAUCUUA
Camellia sinensis is the source of this 1236-nucleotide messenger RNA. Lineage: Eukaryota; Viridiplantae; Streptophyta; Magnoliopsida; Ericales; Theaceae. The record is from RefSeq and is a predicted model, not a curated record.